AUGGCUCGGGGGCCGGGCCGCGAUUUUCGGCCGGAAGAGGUCGGCCCGGCCCCGGUCCUUUCAAAUUUCUCGGCCCGGCCCGGCCCCCUGUUGGUCAGAUUUGUGAUGGCAAGUGAUGGCCAAAUCCCUUUUCUGGAUUUGGCUUUCUCUUGCCAAAUCCUUUUGUAUUUGAUUGUCCUCCGAGCUCUGGCUCGGCCACAGAUUUUCCCGCCAUUUCAAAUUGCCCAGAGUUACAAAGUCAAGAUGCUUAGCAAAAAGGAAAUGUCAUCACAUAUAAUCAGCUAG
Messenger RNA from Bursaphelenchus xylophilus (pine wood nematode), 285 nucleotides. The record is from the annotation of a GenBank genome assembly. Lineage: Eukaryota; Metazoa; Nematoda; Chromadorea; Rhabditida; Aphelenchoididae.